AUGUUCUUCGCAGAGUGUGUGUCCUCCAUCAAAGACUGGCUGGCCACUAACUACCUGCAGAUAAAUUCAAACAAGACUGAAACGCUGAUCUUUGCUCCAGACCAUAAGAUCCCGCUGAUCAAACAGCACCUUGGCUCUCUGGGCCCCUCUGUCAAAUCCAGCCUCAGAAACUUGGGGGUUGUGUUUGACCAGGCCAUGUCUUUGGAGACACACUCAAAACAGCUCGUCCGAAAUUGCUUUUAUCAUCUUAGGAACAUCUUGUUCCUGCGGAGCCACAAGAGUCUGGAGUCGGUCGAUCCUCAGUUCACCAUGAGAAGAAAGAUGGAGCAGCUAAGAGAGGAGCUGGAGCUCACUGAGCUGCUGAGAGACAGCAUCGAGAGCAGACUGAAGGUGGUCCUUCCCGAGGACCUGGGCUCGUCUCUGAUGGACGGUGUCGUGCUCUGCCAUCUGGCCAAUCACAUUCGCCCGCGCUCCGUCGGCAGCAUCCACGUCCCCUCGCCUGCAGUGCCCAAACUCAGCAUGGCCAAGUGUCGGAGAAAUGUGGAGAACUUCUUGGACGCAUGCAGGAAGAUUGGCGUACCACAGGUAAAGACAUUUCUUUAAUUAGCUCAACCUGAACCCUGAACCCUGUUAGUGCUCUGAACUGGGGGGGCGUUUUCCACUCAGACCC
Molecule: messenger RNA, 670 nt
Organism: Perca flavescens (yellow perch)
Lineage: Eukaryota; Metazoa; Chordata; Actinopteri; Perciformes; Percidae
Product: leucine-rich repeat and calponin homology domain-containing protein 1
Exons: 5
Coding region: 1-603 (200 amino acids)
Biological process (GO): negative regulation of T cell migration; cellular response to chemokine
Cellular component (GO): cytoplasm
Molecular function (GO): protein binding
Source: RefSeq, a predicted model, not a curated record